Rhinichthys klamathensis goyatoka is the source of this 1309-nucleotide messenger RNA. It is a transcript of the gene socs1b, whose product is annotated as suppressor of cytokine signaling 1b. The transcript has 2 exons. The record is from RefSeq and is a predicted model, not a curated record. Gene Ontology annotation, cellular component: phosphatidylinositol 3-kinase complex. Gene Ontology annotation, biological process: phosphatidylinositol phosphate biosynthetic process; intracellular signal transduction. Bases 174 to 764 code for a protein of 196 amino acids. Lineage: Eukaryota; Metazoa; Chordata; Actinopteri; Cypriniformes; Leuciscidae. Gene Ontology annotation, molecular function: 1-phosphatidylinositol-3-kinase regulator activity.
UUCGCUUUCGAUAUUCUUUUGUAAUGGUCAGCCUAACAAUCGCGUAACAACUAAAAAUGUAGCAUCGCAGGAAAUCUUUACACAGUUCUGGAGAAGUCUGGGUUAGUCAACAUCAAACUGCAUUUGCGGCUGCAGAAUCAUUCAUCUAUGCUUUGGGACCAUGGAGGAAUGGUAUGAGUGGGCCCCGAUUCAGAAUGGUCCAGCAUAAUGACUCUGAACAUACAGUUGCGCCACAGGGCCCACCCAAGCCGGCCGAGCCCCCUAAACCCUGUUCCGACCCCCCGACACACUUUCAGCCCUUUCGGGACCAGCAGGAAUGUGACCUCAUCACCCAGGCUGUGGAUUACUUGAAACAAAGUGGAUUUUACUGGGGUCCCAUGGAAGCAGAUGAAGCUCAUGCACAACUGGCCAAACUCCCUCUGGGGAUGUUCCUGAUCCGGGACAGCAUGCAGGCAAAUGUUUUCUUCACUCUCAGCUAUCGGGCUCCCGAGGGCCCGACCAGCGUGCGGGUGCUCCUAAAAGGAGGAGGAUUCAGUUUAGCAGGGAGUAAACAUACUUUCUCUUGCCUUUUCCAGCUGCUUGGAUACUAUAUUGCGUCCCCAAAAAAGAGUCUGACUAUGCCGUAUCGUGGAGAUGCGGCGCAGAGCCUACAAGAGCUGGCAAGAAGAGCUGUGGUCCAGAGUUAUGGGAAAGAUAGUAUUCACCAGCUGCCUGUGAGCAAGAAACUUAAAGAAUUUCUGUGGUUGUACCCUUUUAGUAUAUGAAUGUGUGUUGUUUAUUUGAAGUUGAAGUUACAGAUGUUGCAGCUAUUUUAACAUAGCACCAUUUAUUUGAUCAUUUCAUAGGAUACUGUGCUCUUCAUUGACCCAACUAGAACAUGUAUUUACUAUUUAUGUGUGUAGUGAUCGUUUAGACUAUUCUCUGGUAAUAAAAGCACUACAAAAUGUUUUAUUUGACAUAUCAGCACAACUCCACCUUUGGCCUUCGAUUGUUUUAAAACAAUCACUCUGGUACUGGGUCAGUUUGUAUUUGUGUUAAAUUAACGAUUUGACAACGUAGUUACUUUUAAAUAGUAUUGUUUGUCUUUAAAUGUAAACCACUGACCAUGGGCACUGGUGAUGUCAAUAUCAGUAUGAAUAUUUAAAGAUUUUAUAUGGGUACAUAUAUACAAUAUGUGGACUAUAUAAUCUAUAGUAUGUCAAUGUCAUUCUGCUAUGCAGAAAAAUGCAUUUCACCUAAUGAAACUUAAAGGUUUUUUUUGUUUGUUUAGGAUUGCGUUUUAUUAAUAAAGAUAAAUUAUUUGAAGCGA